AUUUCGGAGAGUGCGUUUUGUGUUGAAGAUUAGUAAGAAAUUGUGAAAAAUUCUUGUAUAUCAGAUCGUGAUCGUAACAUGCUUCGAUCGCAACCAUUGAAUAAUGGCUCAUCGAUCGCGCGAGGACAGUUUUUCAUCAUCGUACCAGCAAAAGAGGCAACUUCGCUUCCGUGGUGAUUUGGCUCAGCAGCACGGUUUUGCUGGUAUGGAAGGGGCUGCUUCAGGUGCAGCGAGUGCAUUGCUAGCUGGUGGAGGAAACCGGGUGGAGGAUAUCUUCCUGGAUGAGGACGCAUUUCGCCGGAGUAGUUUCGGCAGUUCACGCAAUGGUGAAAUAACUCCUUCCGCAGGAGAUGGAAAAGAUCACCGCAGUAAAAGUAGUUUGUAUGAUUUUAUAAGAAUUGAACUGACCCGUGGUUAUGUGCUGGAGCACGAUGAAGAAAGAUAUUCCGCAAGACGAGAAAAGAUUUACUCCUUUAUGAAGAUCCCACGAGAGUUGGAGAGUUUCAUGGCGUACGGAGUGCUACAGUGUGCGGACUCGUUUCUUUAUAUCUAUACGUUUCUUCCAAUACGGUUUAUCUUAGCACUGUGGGCGUUGAUAAGCCGUCCAAUAGCACGCUGUUUAGGGAUGCGAAGACCUAGUCAACGAUUGCUGGCUCCGGCGGAAAUUUGUGAUUUAUUGAAGGGUACUAUAUGGGUCAUAUGCAGUUGGGCCAUGUUCUAUGUCGACACGAAUAUGCUGUACCAUUUGAUAAAGAGUCAAUCGAUUAUAAAAUUAUACAUAUUCUAUAAUAUGCUGGAGGUCGGAGAUCGGUUGCUAUCAGCAUUCGGACAAGAUACGAUUGACGCUCUCUUCUGGACAGCUACUGAACCAAAGGACAGUAAGAAGCAGCACCUAGGAACAAUUCCACAUUUCCUGUUUGCUAUCAUUUACGUUACUAUUCAUAGUGCCUUGGUAAUGUUCCAAGCUACAUCGCUGAAUGUUGCGAUUAACUCUAACAACAAAGGAUUGCUUACGAUUAUGAUGUCGAAUAACUUCGUUGAGUUGAAAGGAAGUGUUUUCAAGAAAUUUGACAAGAACAAUCUUUUCCAGUUAAGCUGCAGCGAUGUUCGGGAACGGUUCCAUUUAACAAUAUUAAUGCUAAUAGUGUUGAUUCAGACAAUGAAGGAAUUCAGCUGGAAAUCGGAGCAGUUUUUUGUUAUGAUACCGGAUUGCAUGUAUGUAAUGCUAACUGAAUUGUUCGUUGAUUGGAUUAAACACGCUUUCAUUACGCGCUUCAACGAAAUUCCUAUCGACGUUUAUCGGGAAUACACAACGAGCCUGGCUUAUGACAUGACACAGACACGCCAAAAGCACGCGUUUUCCGAUCAUUCUGAUUUGGUGGCUAGAAGGAUGGGUUUCAUACCUUUUCCUUUGGGAGUUGUUCUUGUUAAAGCAAUUUAUCACGCUGUUUCUUUCGAAAAUGCUGCGUCAAUAUUGCUAUUUGUAAUUGCUUACAUUGUUCUUCUCUCCUGUCGAGUUUUGAACACGGUUUGCACGCUAGGGAAGGCUUGUGAUCUAAUGCAAAAACAUCAGGAUGAGAAAAAUCUACUAAAUAACCAGCAACACAAUACUGGGCCGACUACUUCUACUCCGUUGCAGCAUUCCCGCAGUAGUAGUAAACCAACUAGUGACAUUGCAACCUCCCCAAUCCAUCAUCCGGUUAGUAGUGUGCUUAAUCGGUCGCAAACUAUCGAGUCAGUUCCGCAGAUCAAAUUGAUUACCGAACACCAAGCCAAGGACAGCAUUAUACGGGAAACAUCAACAUUGGGGGCUACCGCUUUGUUCUCUAAUAGCGACGUCGAUUUGGACGACGUAAAACUGAAUGAUAAGGUUCUAAAUAGUACCGCAGAAGACCCGGUUCGCAAAGAGGAAGAAAACCUGGCUCGAAGUGUGCCCGAUUUACAGCAGGAAUCUUCUGCGAUGGCCAACGUGACAGGGGGAGCCGAAUCUUCUGGCGAUGGAGACAGUUUUUCGUCGUAUCAAGGAAUGCAUCACCAUCGAACGCACAAGCGGUCCGAGUCGGAACCGUCGAUUCAGCUGGACGUAGAACGCAGUGGCACCUGAUCGGGUUGUUGUCCGGUGUGGAAGUAGCUAUUUAUUGUAGAUUAAAUAUAUGUGAGCCGUGUAAAGAUGGUAUGCAGCAAACGAAAAUGUGUUUUUACUGGGAUGUUGUGAUGCGCAAGCUUAACUAAACUUUCGUAAUGGAAGUUCGCAACUGACGAAACAUUAGUUUUCAUUGGAUCUAAGUCUGUGCUUGAGAAAUUAUUGAUUUUAUUUUAUUUUGUUGAAACUGUUUGUCUAUAUACAAUAAAUUGUA
This is a messenger RNA of Sabethes cyaneus, 2357 nucleotides long. RefSeq names its product protein TAPT1 homolog. The record is from RefSeq and is a predicted model, not a curated record. Gene Ontology annotation, biological process: positive regulation of cilium assembly; maintenance of protein localization in endoplasmic reticulum. The transcript has 2 exons. Gene Ontology annotation, cellular component: ciliary basal body; endoplasmic reticulum membrane. Lineage: Eukaryota; Metazoa; Arthropoda; Insecta; Diptera; Culicidae. The coding region runs from base 104 to 2104 and encodes 666 amino acids.